Messenger RNA from Rhodotorula graminis WP1, 2228 nucleotides. RefSeq lists its product as uncharacterized. Gene Ontology annotation, molecular function: succinate dehydrogenase (quinone) activity; flavin adenine dinucleotide binding; electron transfer activity. The record is from RefSeq and is a predicted model, not a curated record. Gene Ontology annotation, biological process: tricarboxylic acid cycle; mitochondrial electron transport, succinate to ubiquinone. Lineage: Eukaryota; Fungi; Basidiomycota; Microbotryomycetes; Sporidiobolales; Sporidiobolaceae. The coding region runs from base 1 to 2217 and encodes 738 amino acids. The transcript has 6 exons.
AUGCCCGCAUCUCUGCUCUCCCGUGCUGCGCGUGCGUCCCCUCGUCCCACUCUCCCCCUCUCUUGCCCCCGCUCACCUCGACCUGUUGCUCCCUCCCUUGGUGCAGGCGCCACCCCGUCGCCGCUGCGCUCCUUCUCGACCUCGGCCGCCCGUAGCCGUGUCGUCGCCACCUCGCCCGUCAAGGCCAAGGAGGUGCCCACGACCAUCUCCGGCAAGUACCCGCUCAUCGAGCACGAGUACGACGCCAUCGUCGUUGGUGCCGGCGGUGCCGGUCUUCGCGCCGCGUUCGGCCUCGCCGAGUCGGGCCUCAAGACGGCGUGCAUCACCAAGCUCUUCCCGACGCGCUCCCACACGGUCGCCGCUCAGGGCGGCAUCAACGCCGCCCUCGGCAACAUGACCGAGGACGACUGGAGGUGGCACGCGUACGACACGGUCAAGGGCUCGGACUGGCUCGGCGACCAGGACGCGAUCCACUACAUGUGCCGCGAGGCCCCCAACUCGGUCCUCGAGCUCGAGCACUACGGUCUCCCGUUCUCGCGCACCAAGGAGGGCAAGAUCUACCAGCGCGCGUUCGGUGGCCAGUCGCUCAAGUACGGCAAGGGCGGCCAGGCGUACCGCUGCGCCGCCGCCGCCGACCGCACCGGCCACGCCAUGCUCCACACCCUGUACGGCCAGUCGCUCCGCCACAACACCGAGUACUUUAUCGAGUACUUCGCGACCGACCUCAUCAUGGAGGACGGCGAGUGCGUCGGCGUCAUGGCGUACAACCAGGAGGACGGCACCAUGCACCGCUUCCGGUCGCACCGCACCGUCCUCGCGACGGGCGGAUACGGCCGCGCCUACUUCUCGUGCACGUCGGCCCACACGUGCUCGGGCGACGGCGCCGGCAUGGUCUCGCGUGCGGGCCUCCCGCUCCAGGACCUCGAGUUUGUCCAGUUCCACCCGACGGGCAUCUACGGCGCCGGUUGCCUCAUCACCGAGGGCUCGCGCGGCGAGGGCGGCUACCUCCUCAACUCGGAGGGCGAGCGCUUCAUGGAGCGCUACGCGCCGACCGCCAAGGACCUCGCCUCGCGCGACGUCGUCUCGCGCUCGAUGACGGUCGAGAUCCGCGAGGGCCGCGGUGUCGGCCCGGACAAGGACCACAUCUACCUCCAGCUGUCGCACCUCCCGCCCGACGUCCUCCACGAGCGCCUGCCCGGCAUCUCGGAGACGGCCGCCAUCUUUGCCGGCGUCGACGUCACCAAGGAGCCCAUCCCCGUCCUCCCGACCGUCCACUACAACAUGGGCGGCAUCCCGACCAAGUUCACCGGCGAGGUCCUCACCGUCGACGAGAACGGCAAGGACAAGGUCGUCCCGGGCCUGUACGCCGCCGGCGAGGCCGCCUGCGUCUCGGUCCACGGCGCCAAUCGCCUCGGCGCCAACUCGCUCCUCGACAUUGUCGUCUUUGGCCGCGCGUGCGCCAAGCACAUCGCGAGCGAGCUCACGCCGGGCAAGCCGCACAAGGCCAUCUCGGACAAGGCCGGCCUCGAGUCGAUCGAGGCGCUCGACCAGAUCCGCACCUCGUCGGGCUCGAAGCACACGUCCGACAUCCGCCUCGACAUGCAGAAGGCCAUGCAGCGCGACGCCGCCGUCUUCCGCACCCAGGAGUCGCUCGAGAACGGCGUCAAGGAGAUGGAGCGCGUUCGCGGCACGUGGAAGGACCUCGGCAUCAAGGACCGCUCGAUGAUCUGGAACUCGGACCUCGUCGAGGCGCUCGAGCUUCGCAACCUCCUCACGUGCGCCGACCAGACGAUCGUGUCGGCCGAGGCGCGCAAGGAGUCGCGUGGCGCCCACGCCCGCGAGGACUUUACCGAGCGCGACGACGAGAAGUGGAUGAAGCACACGCUGUCGUUCCAGAAGGACGUCACCGACUCGAGCCGCCUCUCGUACCGCGACGUCAUGUCGACGACGCUCGACGAGAACGAGAUGAAGGCCAUCCCGCCGUUCAAGCGGACGUGUGCGUCCCACCCCUCUCUCUCUCUCUCGCCUUCCUUCUCUCGGCGUGUCACUGACUCGUCGUGUGCCCUGCAGACUAAACUCGUCGUGCUCGAACACGGACCUGAACGGAGGAGAGACGGCGCUCGCAGUUUUACCCCUUUCUCCCACCCGCACCCUCUCACGCCUGUCUCUCUUUGCCCGUCCCUACCUUUCGUGCCCUUCUGUAACACAUCGACCUAGCAUCCAGUCCU